Molecule: messenger RNA, 837 nt
Organism: Malurus melanocephalus (red-backed fairy wren)
Lineage: Eukaryota; Metazoa; Chordata; Aves; Passeriformes; Maluridae
Gene: IL6
Product: interleukin 6
Exons: 4
Coding region: 1-714 (237 amino acids)
Biological process (GO): immune response; positive regulation of cell population proliferation; T-helper 17 cell lineage commitment
Cellular component (GO): extracellular region
Molecular function (GO): growth factor activity; interleukin-6 receptor binding; cytokine activity
Source: RefSeq, a predicted model, not a curated record
AUGAAGUUUUCCCGGGACUGUGGCUGCGAUCGUACCCACGCCGGCCGCCGCCGCCGGCCGCCCGCCCUCCGCGCCGCGCUGCUGCCGCCGCCGCUGCUGCUGCUGCUGCUGGUGCCCCGGGCCGCCGCCGCCCCGCUGCACAACGCCGACUCCUCGGGGGAAGCAGAGCUGGACGAGGCGGCGGCGCUGCGGACGGCGCUGCCCGACAGCCUGCGGCUGGCGCGGCUGCUGCGGGACCGGGCGGCAGAGCUGCAGGACGAGAUGUGCGACAAGUUUACCAUCUGCGCGAACAGCGUGGAAAUGCUCCUCCACAACAACCUCAACCUYCCCAAGGUGACGGAGGAAGAUGGGUGUCUGCUCGCCGGUUUCGAUGAGGAUAAAUGCUUGAGAAAAAUCUCCAGCGGGCUUUAUACAUUUCAGACAUACCUCAAAUACGURCAAGAAACUUUUAUUAGUGAAAACCAAAACAUUGGAUCGCUAACCUAUAGCACAGAGCACCUGGCACGUACCAUAAGACAAAUGGUGAUGAAUCCCGAAGAAGUCAUCAUCCCAGAUGCAGAUACCCAGAAAUCCCUCCACACRAAGCUGAAGUCUACUAAGGCCUGGAUAGAGAAAAUCACCAUCCAUCUCAUCCUCCGAGAUUUUACUUCAUUUAUGGAGAAGACAGUGAGGGCCGUGCGCUAUAUGAAAAACACCAGGAGUUUCAGUGUCUGAAUGUUUUAGUUCAGGCACAAUCCUUUUGUUACAAWUCUGUCAUGUGGCAGACAGUGUUGUUCUGUUUUAAGAACUAGAAAUAAUAACAGUGGUUUGCAUUUAUACACAUUCCCAUUUCCUUCA